Moesziomyces antarcticus is the source of this 1941-nucleotide messenger RNA. RefSeq lists its product as uncharacterized. The coding region runs from base 1 to 1941 and encodes 646 amino acids. The record is from RefSeq and is a predicted model, not a curated record. The transcript has 6 exons. NCBI's taxonomy places the organism in Eukaryota, Fungi, Basidiomycota, Ustilaginomycetes, Ustilaginales, Ustilaginaceae.
AUGCGUGUUGAGGACGAUCGGGAUAGGGAGAACGAUUGGGAUUGGGAGCAGCGAGGGGAUGGUGACAUCUUUGUCGAAGAUGACGAAGACGCCAUCGACAACGGUGAUGAAGACAGAGGCCUCGAUUCCGACGAGCUGUGGUCUGCCAGUGCCUUUGAGGCCCUUUCGGACGCCACUUCCCUGGCUCUGUUGACGGUGACAAUGAGGAUGGACAGCAUCCUGCGCCAGUUCAAGAUCCUCAAUGCGGAGGAACAGAGAAAUGCCCACAAGCAGAAACAACGGGAAGAACGGGAAGCUCAAAAAGAGGUAUUCUGCUCGCAAGAAGAUGGAGCGGGAGAUCGCACGGGAGCGCGAGAAGGAGGAAGGGAGAGGAGCCGGCACACCACGUGCAGAUGUCGAGGAGGCGAAUUAGCAGAGGGAGUAUCGGGCGACGAAGAGGAGGAGGAUCGCAGAGGCGCAGCAAGUCGAAUCGUCCAGCAGCCGUCGGGAUCAGAACAAGUCGACCCGCAAAAGCCAUGGAGCAAAUCGCAACGCAGCAAAUCGUCAGACUCAGCACGCAGUCGUUCUCGCAAUGAAAUGCAGUCGCAGUCACAACAAAACGCAAGCGCGAAUGAUGGAAUGUCUUGGGACAAAUCUGAUUCGCCAAAAGGCAGUGUGAUGUUGGAUGGAUGGACGGUGUGCUUUGAACCCUCGCCGGGAUCUUGUUCCGCUUCGACGCACUUUGGCAGAGCAGAGAUUCGAUCCGCACUGCAUCGAUACGCACUGCUACUUCCAUCGCAACAACCACCACCACACGCUCACCACCUCGACGGCCUAUUCUACGCUCUCAACAUAUCCCUGACCUCCUUGAACCCUCUGCCUGGCAGCGCAAUGAACGACGACGACGACGACUUUUCGGAUGGCCAGGGAAUCGCACCAGGGCCCGAUGGCCUCCUGCGCCCUGUUCAGAGCGCAACUCGACGCCAUGUCGUUUCACGCGCAACUUUUGUCCCCGGCGUUCAGAGCGCGACUCCACGACCCGCGCAACGGGUGCAAGCGCGCCAGCGAGACGAAAGUGAAGGACCUUCGCGACAGUCCUUGGGUCGACGAAGCCGCGACGACGACGACGACUCUGUCGAAGGCGAUGAACGCGGUCGUCCGCACCCUCGGUUCACGUCGCCGCGCAAGGGCACCAUCUCUGCAGCUGUGAUACAGAUGCGGCAGUGGCUGACCGAGGAGCACUUUCCGGAUCUCCCCUGCCCCGACUGCAGCACGUAUCACCGCCCCUGUGUUCCACCCGACGCCGACUCGCAGGUCGAGAAGUGCAAGGGCUGCUCUGACAAGAGCAGGGCCAAACGAUGCCCGAAGAAGUGGAUUUUGGACAGGACCAGCGUUGCGGAGAUGGUCAGACUGACCCAGGAAUGCGGUUUGACGAGGGAGGAAGCCCGCCUUCAGGUCUACGGCCCAUCGGGACAGCUUGGUGGCCCAUGGGAUCGAAAGAAGGACUACCCUGCGAGGCCCACCGCUGAACGAGGCCCGUUCCUGCCCAACAACACUUUCGCGCCGUCGCACACCCUUUUUAGCAGCCCUCCGACGGCUGGAACCUCGACGCGAAGCACUCCCGACCUGCUCAACCUCCCCGACCAUCGCACCAUGGAUACGCGACGUGUGCAGGAUGCCUUCCGCAGGACUGUUGAAGACUACAAUACCCAGCACCCGACCACCCCUACUCAGAUCAAUGAGUUGCUCGUGAGCCUACUGCAGGCACUCUGGGAAGCGAUGGCACAACAAGGAAGCUACGACGGCAGCACACUCCACUCAACCCGACCUGCCGGGGCAGGGUCGGAUGCCCUAAGGGCGCUGGCGCAGUCGAUGGUACCGACUUCGGCUCCAAGCUCGUCGCAUCUGGCAGUCGAAGAGAUCAAGAGGAGGACGCGGGUGCAGUUUGAACGAGGCUACUAG